AUGAGUGGAAAUGAUGAUAGACGGUUAUUGGCCCAGUCCGCUUUCGAAACAGACUCCGACACCAGUGAUAUAGACAUCCCUUCGAAUCUUCAGUGUGCUGCUUGCCUGGGCCGCCAUCAGGUGGCCGUGAGGUUUAAGUUGUGCCCUCAUGCAGCGUGCAUACGCUGUUUGAAGGGUAUUUUCAAGGCAAAGUUUGAGGGUAAGUUGCACGGCGAGUACCCACCAGUCCAUAUCGAUUGCCAUCUAUGCAGAGCAAAGGUCGAACACUUCGGCGUUUUGAACAAGGGUCCACUUAGUAAUGAAGGGACUGUGGUUCUUGGAGGCGUGGCUUUUGGCAUUUCUGAGUGGAUCCCGCUUUUGAAGUGGAUGUCAGAUGUCGAUGAGACUGUUCUAAUCUCCUUCAAAAUCAAUUAUCUGAAAAGAAAGUACCGUAUUAGCGUGCGCCGUCUGGCAGGUCGCUGGGAAGUAAAAGAUCAGGGUACAGUUGUUGCCCUCUCAGGCGAAGAGAUACGUGAGCUAAUUAGGCUGCGUAAAAUGAAGACCUAA
This is a messenger RNA of Morchella sextelata, 546 nucleotides long. RefSeq lists its product as uncharacterized. NCBI's taxonomy places the organism in Eukaryota, Fungi, Ascomycota, Pezizomycetes, Pezizales, Morchellaceae. The transcript has a single exon. The coding region runs from base 1 to 546 and encodes 181 amino acids. The record is from RefSeq and is a predicted model, not a curated record.